Messenger RNA from Sarcophilus harrisii (Tasmanian devil), 767 nucleotides. It is a transcript of the gene FXN, whose product is annotated as frataxin. The transcript is spliced from 5 exons. Gene Ontology annotation, biological process: iron incorporation into metallo-sulfur cluster; intracellular iron ion homeostasis. Lineage: Eukaryota; Metazoa; Chordata; Mammalia; Dasyuromorphia; Dasyuridae. The record is from RefSeq and is a predicted model, not a curated record. The coding region runs from base 73 to 738 and encodes 221 amino acids. Gene Ontology annotation, molecular function: iron chaperone activity; ferrous iron binding; ferric iron binding. Gene Ontology annotation, cellular component: mitochondrion.
AAGGAGGCGGGCGCAGAUCACCCAUCCCCUACCCACACACACCCUUGCGGCGCUGGGCGGCGCGCCAGAAGCAUGUGGAGGCCCAGGCUGGGAGAGCUGGCGCAGGCAGUAGUAGCGCGGAGGGCCUGUCGCGCCGAACUGCGUACCCUGCAGCUACUGGCGCUCAGGCCUAGGAAGGCUGGGCUCUGCAGCCUCCCGGCCCGCUUGGGUCCCCUGGUUCUGGAAGCAGGGGCUGGAACUGUGACUUCUUGGUCUCCGGGACAGUUGAGUUCUCAGUUCCAAGGUUUCAAAGGCCAGAUUCCAAAGAUCAAAAAGCAGAGUGUUCAUCUGAUGAAUUUGAGGAAAACAGGAACAUUGGGUGACAAAAACUCACUAGAUGAAACCACGUAUGAAAAACUUGCUGAAGAAACACUGGACUCCUUAGCAUAUUUCUUUGAAGAUCUUGGAGACAAGCCUUACACAUCCAAGGAAUAUGAUGUUUCAUUCGGGAGUGGUGUUCUAACAGUAAAGCUGGGUGGAGACCUGGGAACCUAUGUGAUCAACAAACAGACCCCCAACAGGCAGAUCUGGUUGUCUUCUCCAUCCAGUGGUCCCAAACGCUAUGACUGGACAGGGAAGAAUUGGGUGUAUGCUCAUGAUGGAAUGUCCCUCCACGAACUGCUGGAAAUGGAGUUUUCUAAAGCCUUGAAAACUCAAUUAGACAUGUCUUCCCUGGUCUAUUCUGGAAAAGACACUUGACAAAAAUCUAAUUUUUAAAGAUGUUGAAA